Messenger RNA from Pseudozyma hubeiensis SY62, 3564 nucleotides. RefSeq lists its product as hypothetical. Gene Ontology annotation, cellular component: mitochondrion. Gene Ontology annotation, biological process: protein lipoylation. Gene Ontology annotation, molecular function: lipoyl(octanoyl) transferase activity. The record is from RefSeq and is a predicted model, not a curated record. The transcript has a single exon. The coding region runs from base 1 to 3564 and encodes 1187 amino acids. Lineage: Eukaryota; Fungi; Basidiomycota; Ustilaginomycetes; Ustilaginales; Ustilaginaceae.
AUGCGAAAUUCGUGCAUUUUUGUGCAUCGAUUUACCGCAGAUUUCUGUCAGAAAAGCGCUUUUCUUCUUACCGGCCGGCUUGAAACGGCUGAGGCUGAGCAACGGCUUUUUGGACGGCGAAAUAAUGUUGAAGAGCUGUUCUUCCUGCAACCAUCAUCCUCAGUAUUCUCUCGCAGCCUCGGCAGCAUGAGGGUCAGCCACACCACCCUCAGCAGGGUCGGUACCGCUGCUACUGCGGGAACAAGCAGUGCCGCAGCUGCUUCUUCACGGCGCCUUACGCCUAACGCACAGUCGAUCAGAUCAGCGCCGCCUACUCCCUUUCAAAAUCUUGUCAACAAUGCAUUGCAGCCGCUGCUAUCCGCUUCCAAACUGUUUUCGCCUGCUCCAAGGAAAGCCGCAGAUCUUCAAGUCCUGCCCGCUGCUCGUGAACCGUUCGAGCCGUCCAACUCGUCCGGCCGAACACUCGCCAAACGCACCCGACAGCUCUCCCAAGCCUCGGGCAGCAAGGUGUACAACAGCAGGGCGCAUCUUAUCAAUCGUCUCAUCCGCGACAAUCGCAUCCUUUCCGCAAUGACCGCCCUUACCGAAGAUGUAGCCAACUCGAGUCGCACACCAUUCACCGCCGACCAGAUGGAAAACUUCAUCCUUGGCAUGCGCAUUCAGAGCGCAAAACACGCCACCACACGCCCGGCUCCCAGACUAUCCAAACCCACCGAUACCGAUCUCUGGAGACCAGCCCGUCUCGAUCCUGCCAUUGCAGCAAAGUCACUUGACAUUCCUAUCCAAUGCGCCUACGCUAUCGCUGCCAUCUACGAUGUCUGUCUCCAACGCAACAUUCAGCCCACAGCAAAGAUGAUCUCGGCCAUGCUCUCGUGUUUUUUGGAUCUGCUUAAUCCCGACCAACUGUACCAUGCUACAGCGAAUGCCCUCCAACACCUUGUUCCUCCUGCCGCAAGCGCAGACGAUCAAGCCGCUCACCUCAGGCGCAUCAAUCACCAUGCCCUCUCGAGCUUCAUCGGAGCAUUCGGCCGCACGCAAAAACCCGAGGAGGGCGAAGCGCUGCUCCGUCGAUGGGCCAAUGCACAGGGAGCCCGUGAUCCCACCGUUCUGCACGCGGACCUAUCCAUUGACUUGACAGGUUGGGGCAGCAAUGUAGUGCUCUGGCAAUCGCUCAUCAAGGCUCGCGUCGACGCAGGCGAUCUUCCAGGCGCUAGAAUUUGGUUGGAUCGAUACAGACAGGCAACUCGACAAUUUCCAACGCCCAUCAAAUCCGCGCCCUACCUCACAUACAUGGCUGGCAUCCGAAAAUUGGUAGACCUACCUCACCUGUCGACGGCGAGGAUUGAGAGGACCUCAAGUCAGAUACGAGAUGCCAUGAACCUCUUGAUCGCCGAUCGUGUACCCGUCGACAUUGCCAUCGUAGCGUUCAUCCUCAGCUUUGAGGCCAGAGUUGGAAACGUGGCUGGUGCAUACAAGAUUAUACAGAAACAGCUGGGUGGCAUCCUCGAAGCUGGUCAAUUGCACGAUGCCGCACUGCUCCACGCGCUCUUUUCCAUCCAGAUAUCUGCUGCCAAGCACACAAACGCACAAGCGUCAAGUAAGCUCAAAGAUCUGCCGUCAUCGCGUACACUCAUCCAGUCUCUCGUCCAAGUAGGCGACGCCAAAGUGGUCACUUCUACCGACAACAUCGCAGCAUGUCGAAGCCGCCGUACCCUCAAUGCGGCGCUCAGAGCAGCGAUGGCAGAACGCGACUACCCCGCCGCCGUCGUCGUCCUCAACCUCUUCGAACGGUGGAGAGUCAACCCUUCACAGAGCACCUACACCUUUGUCGUGGAUCCGCUCGUCGCGCACGGUCAUACCCUUGCCCUGUCGCCUGAGUCAGGCGAGGUCAAAGCCUCGGCUAGCAAACUCAACCUCGACACGACGCUCAAGAGUGUAGCUCGGCAGGGCGAUGAGCAGGCGCGAGCGAUCCAAAGGGUCGUGGGUGAUUCGACGAACGGUGGCGAUACAAUGAUGUUCAGCGCUCAGCCAAUAUCGACGCUUCGUCAGACGCAGUAUUUGGUCAGGGUGCUCAACAGGGUCUGCGCGGCGGAAUUGCAGAGUGCGCAAGAGGAAGGAGCUGUUCCCCCGGGCUGGUUGAGGUUGCAAGAGAGUGCGAGCUGGCAAGACGCGGAGAGGUGGCAAGACACGGAAAGUCCGCAAGACGUGGAGAGAUCGUACCAAGCAUCGGUGUGGAAGCGUGUCAAGAGCUCCAUCUUGGGUGCACAGGACGAGAUGUUGGGUGCGGUCGAGGAGAGGCAAGAUGACCUUCCGACGUCGAGGAAGUUGAUUCAUGCAAAGGCGCCUACUCUUUCGCCGUCGCGGCGCGGAUUCACCCCAGUGGUGUCGAAGAGGCCCACCUCGUCGGACAAGGUUGCUCCUGGCAGUACAGGCAGAGGUCCGAUGAAUCACGCGAGAAAGCAGCAACGCACGCGUCUCUCAUCCGCUCGCUCUGCAGCUACGAACCCGAGAGCAUUCUCGACAUCGGCCGUAACACGCAACAACACCAACGACCCUGCCGCAUGCGACUUGGCUUCAGCUGCUUCCCGCCAAGAUUUCACGCACCUCGACCCGGUACGAGCGAUCUACAUACCCGGAUUUGUACCCUACGACCUUGGUCUCGCUCUCCAAGAGCACCUUGUCAGGCAACGUUCCGACGCACGUGCUGCCCUCCGCGCGUUGUCUUCCGCCACCUCUUCCUCUGCAUCCACUCUGUCCGGACAUACCGUCAUCGCCCCUUCCACCUCCGAAGCGACCCUCCAUUCUCUCGCAUCCCAAGACACACUUCUGCUCCUUCAACAUCGACCCGUAUACACCGAAGGACGUCGGCACGAUUCCGAAAACCACCUCGUUUCCUCCCAUCUUCGAUCCCUCGGUGCCGACUUCCACCUGACCAAGCGUGGUGGUCAGAUCACUUACCAUGGACCGGGUCAAUUGGUCGGUUAUCCAAUCUUGAAUUUGGGAUCUAUGAAUCUUGCGAGUCGGUGUUACGUCGAUCGAAUCCAGGACUCUCUUAUCGGUCUGCUGAAAUCGAGGGCGGUGUCUACGGUGCCCCCGCCGGACGAUCAUACCGGGGUAUGGGCGGACGAGUAUCACAAAAUCGCAAGCAUCGGUAUCCAGGUCAGACAUAGGAUCAGCAGUCACGGUUUCGCACUCAACGUGGAGAAGCGUAGCAUGGCUGGGUUUAAGCAUAUCGUGGCUUGCGGAAUCGUAGGUCGGAACAUGACCUGUUUGCAGGACAGACUCGAUCCAAACGGUCCAUUCGAAAAGUACAACACGUACAAGCAAGGUCAAGAGGUGGAUAGAGAGGAAAAGGUUGAGAGCAUCGCUGAGGCGUACAUGCAGCAUUUCGCAGAAGUGUUCGGUAGACAGGUCAGACAGGCAGGGCACGACGAGUUUGAGGUGGAGCUAAGAGAUGAGCAGUGGAGGGAUAAGUUGCGACAGGGUUUGGGGAUCGAGGUUGCGGAAGACGAGAGGGUGGUCGGUGGAAUCAAGGUCGAUGGUAAGCAGGUGGUUGUAGGCUGA